CGCUGUUUCUGAAUAUACCGAAAACCGAAUUUUGCUGCUCUCUCGAGACCUCCCUGGGGGAGACUACAUUUUGAAGUUUGUUAUUUAUGACCAGCUGGGGGAAAACAACUCCGCACUCCUCAACGCCGUCCGAGCGGAACUCCUCGAAGUCCCAGACCUUUUGCCUGUCGAGCCUUUGCCGCGUUCUUUCAACUCCAGGGGGUGGCUGGCGAACCCUGACGUGCCGAUCUACGCGACUUCUGUCUUUGGCUUCCACAAGGACCCCGACCACCAGCUGCAGCAGCAGCAGCAGCAGCAGCAGCAGCAGCAGCAGCAGGCAGUGGUGAGGUCCAGUCUGCACGUCAGCAAACCCACUGUCCUUCGGGUUGCAGCAGAACCCGCCUUGGCCUCUGACGGGCAGCUGAAAAUUCAGAUCUUCCCCAGCAGCAGCAGCAGCAGCAGCAGCAGCAGCAGCAGCAGCAGCAGCAGCGGGAAGGAGCUGGUGCCUGUUGCUGAGGCAGCAAAUAACAACCUCUUCGCGCUGCUGCAGCCAGGCGCCUACAGCCUGGCCUUCGAGGGUUCUGAGCCGUUCUUGACCACAAUAGCUAUCAUGUCCAUCGACGCCCUUAGGGAUUCCCUGAGGGGCCCCCGGGGGGCCCCCUAUGGGGGGGCCCCCGGCGGCUCCCUGGGGGGCCCCCUGGGGGCCCCCAGGGGGGCCCCCGCAUGCAGCGCAACGUUGCCAGUUGUCUCUUUGCCAUCUCCAAUUCCUGAAGAGUUUGAGAGCGAACAACUUGUGUUUGGAGUGGAGUUUGGGGCCAUUAAGGAGACGGGCGAGCUGCUGUCGCUGCCGCUGCACCUCUCCUCCCCCUCUGUGGUGUAUGCGGAGGUCGGGUCCAACUUUGUUGUGGAUUUCGUUCGCGUGGGAAUAGAAGUGGCGGAAGGCCUUUGGCUGGGGGAGCAGCGGGGCCCCCAAAAUGCUUUGAAGCUGCUGCUGGAUGCUGGGGAACAUUCGCUUAAGGUUUCUGUGGAAACUGCUGCUGCUGCUGCUGCAGCGCAGCAGCAGCAGCAGGAGCAGCAGCAGGAGCAGCAGGAGCAGCUGCACCUGAUGCAGCAGCAUGAUAGGAAGGCGCUCCUCGAGCAGGCCCAGGUCAGCCCCCAGAUUUUAGCCAGCUAG
Molecule: messenger RNA, 1153 nt
Organism: Eimeria tenella
Lineage: Eukaryota; Apicomplexa; Conoidasida; Eucoccidiorida; Eimeriidae
Exons: 6
Biological process (GO): regulation of transcription by RNA polymerase II
Cellular component (GO): nucleus
Molecular function (GO): transcription cis-regulatory region binding
Source: RefSeq, a predicted model, not a curated record